Messenger RNA from Talaromyces stipitatus ATCC 10500, 189 nucleotides. RefSeq lists its product as uncharacterized. The transcript is spliced from 2 exons. The coding region runs from base 1 to 189 and encodes 62 amino acids. NCBI's taxonomy places the organism in Eukaryota, Fungi, Ascomycota, Eurotiomycetes, Eurotiales, Trichocomaceae. The record is from RefSeq and is a predicted model, not a curated record.
AUGUCACUUUACUUCCAACUAAGAUGCUACGAUAAAGCCGUGAAAAAGGCUGUUGAUGAAGUUCUAGAAAGCACUGUGGAGAAAGCAGUGAAGAUGGCUCUCAACAAAGCCCUAGGAAGCACUGUUGACCGAGUACCAUCUAGUGCAUAUGGAACUAGCCCUGCAGCAAGUCAAAUGGAGCUUGGCUAG